Molecule: messenger RNA, 858 nt
Organism: Penicillium cosmopolitanum
Lineage: Eukaryota; Fungi; Ascomycota; Eurotiomycetes; Eurotiales; Aspergillaceae
Product: oxygenase MpaB family protein
Exons: 1
Coding region: 1-858 (285 amino acids)
Molecular function (GO): oxidoreductase activity
Source: RefSeq, a predicted model, not a curated record
AUGUCGAACGAUGAAGAGAUCCCAGUGAAAGCCACAAACGCGCCCAUCUUCCAAACCAUCACAGAACCGAAGGAACUCCGGAACGUUGUGGAGAACGACAUCUACUUACUUGGUGGACAGGUAGCCAUCUUAUGCCAGUUCGCUCACCCGGCCCUCGCCAAGGGUAGCUAUAAGCACUCUAGUUUUGCAACCCGAAUCCCGCAACGCCUCCGCAACACGGCGCGAUUCCUCAACGCCGCUGUAUGCGGAACGCCCGAAGAAAAGAAUGCCAUUUUCUCCGUCAUCCACAAGUACCACGCCCGCGUCAAGGGCGAUGACUACGACGCAAAUGAUCCCGAGCUACACAAGUGGACGGCAGCAACUCUCUUCUUCGGCAUCAUUCUAGUCCGUGAAACUUUCUUCGGCAAGAUGUCCGACGCAGAGAUGGAAGUUCUGCUCAAAGAGUCGGCUAUCUUCGGCACGUCGCUUCGCAUGCCGCCAGAAAUGUGGCCGGCAACUCUGGCAGAGUUCUGGGCUUAUUGGGAUCAUAAUAUCGCUACGUUAGAGGUUACUGAUAUGGCGCGCAAGUUGAGUCGGGACUUGAUGUAUCCAAUCAACCUCCCGCUCAGUGUGGCUGCAUCGAUGCCGCUAGCGCGGAUUAUUACGGUCAACUGGCUGCCGGAGCGUCUGGCGCAGGAAUAUGAUCUUCAACCCACUCCCGCCAGCCGGGUUGCUUAUCAGGCGUUUGUGGCGUCUACUCGAAUCAUGUACCCGUGGAUUCCGCAGAGUAUUAAGCAGCGACAGCAUGAUAUUUACAUGGAGGAUUUAAGGAAGGCGGUACGGAGAAUCAAACAGACUGGACAUUGGAUGGGGGCUUAA